AUGAAUUAUAUAGAAUCUAAAAAUAUCUACAUUUCAGCAUUACUUGCCGCUCAUAGAAGGAAAAUGCGCAAGCUUUAUCUCGAUGGUAGGCGAAAAACUUCAAAUAAACAAAAUAAUGUUCCCCGUGGUAGAGGCUCAUCUAAAGUUGUUAACAGAUCCAACGUCAUCAACCAAGAGAAUUAUAAUCCUAAUAUUCCUUCAUCAUCUAAUACUUUCCACACACUUUAUAGUGUGAAAUCUUUAACCACAACAACACCCUUAAGUGGCAUAACAAAUGGUACUCUUAAUUUGGAUAACCAAUUAACCCCUACUUCUACCAGUUAUCCAUUUUCUGUGCUUUCAAACAUUGUUACACAGAAUAGUAACUCUAUUCAAGCUUCUUCAUUGACAAAGCUUAAAUCUGGUAAACAAAAUAUUUUACCUAAAAAACGCGUUAUCGAACCUAUUCCAAUGGUAGAUCUUACUUCUGAUGAUGAGAAUGAAGAGUUACAUUGCAUUCAAGACCCUUUUAAAGGUGUAUCCACAGAGUACUUGGAUCAUGGUAAUCAAAGCCUUAAAUGUGAGAUGUGUCACUCAUUAUUAUGGUCUGAUGAAGGUGGAAAAGGGAGAAUUACAUUUGGUAAAUUAACUUAUUACUUAUGUUGUGGUUAUGGAAAAGUGGAGCUUCCAGAUUUGAAAGAGCCUCCUUCAAUAUACAAGGAUCUAUUUGUAAAUUGUAAUGAAAACAACAAGUAUUUUCUAAAAAAUAUCCGUCGAUACAAUUCUAUGUUCUCUUUCACAUCGAUGGGUGGAAAAGUGGAUUCGAGCAUCAAUAGUGGUAAAGCACCUUAUGUAUUUCGUAUAAGUGGACAGAAUUUUCAUACAUUAGGUGGUUUGGUACCUGCACCUGGAAAAGAUCCAAAGUUUUCUCAGCUUUAUAUUUAUGAUACUGAUAAUGAAGUUUCAAACCGAAAAAGGUUGUUCAGUGAUUCUACGAAUAAGUCGGAUCGGCAUUUAAAGCAUAUAGAUAUUCAUCUAAUUAAGUUUAUAAAAGACUUCUUGGAUCGUAAUAAUGAGUUGGUUAAAAGUUAUAGAAUGGCAAGAAACCACUUCAAUGACAAUCCUAAUGAAAACUUCAAGCUUCGUCUCAUUUACAAAAGAGAUCUUGAUGGUCGUACUUACAAUUUGCCCUCAACUUCAGAAGUUGUUGCAUUGAUUGUUGGUGAUCUCGAACGAAUAAUUGAUCAUCGUGAUAUUGUUGUUGAGUCGCACACUGACGGUCUUCAACGAAUUAGUGAACUUCAUCCAUCAUAUUUAGCUCUUCAGUAUCCAAUCUUUUUUCCCAAUGGUGAUGACGGAUAUAGAAUAGACAUUCCACAUAGGGACGGUGUACGUACCUUAAAAAAAAUUCGACCCAAAUGUACAAUGAGAGAAUUCUUUGCUUAUAGAAUUCAGGAUCGAUCAACUUCUUUUUCUCUAAUUUUAAAUGCUCGGAGACUGUUCCAACAAUUUUUAGUAGAUGCAUACACCAUGAUUGAGAGUGAAAGGCUUAAUUAUAUCCGAUUUCAGCGGAAACAUCUUAGGUCUGAAACAUAUGAAAAUCUGCAAAAGUUGAACAAUCAAGGAACAAAUGAUUUAUCUAAUACCGGUAUACGGGUAGUCUUACCAUCAUCUUUUACCGGUGGUUCUCGGUAUAUGCAGCAAAACUAUCUUGAUGCUAUGGCUAUAUGUAAAUGGUUUGGAUAUCCGGAUUAUUUUAUUACGGUUACAUGUAAUCCGAAGUGGCCAGAGAUUAAACGAUAUCUUCGAGAUACUUCAAUCAACCCUGAGGAUAGACCAGACAUUUUGUGUCGAUUGUUUAAGAUAAAGCUAGAUUCAAUUACAAAGGAUCUGAAGGACAAAAAAAUAUUUGGAGAACUAAGUGCAGCCAUUUAUACUGUCGAAUUUCAAAAACGUGGAUUGCCUCAUGCUCACAUUUGCAUUUUCUUGAAACCGGAAUCCAAACUUAUGUCCAUUGAUCAUUUAGACAAAUUUGUUUCUGCUGAGAUACCGGAUAAAAUGGAAGAUCCUAGCCUCUAUGCCCUUGUAUCUGAAUUUAUGAUUCAUGGUCCAUGUGGGAAUGCAAAUCCCAAUUGUCCCUGUAUGGUUGAUAGUAGAUGUUCAAAGAAUUAUCCAAAAAAAUUCAACCCGGAAACAACCACUGAUGCUGAUGGUUUCCCUGUAUAUAGAAGAAGAGACAAUGGUAAGACUAUUAUAAAGUCCAAAGUUCAAUUAGACAACAGAAGUGUUGUUCCUUAUAGUCCGGUUCUUUUAAAAAGAUACCAUGCCCACAUUAAUGUUGAAUGGUGCAAUCAAGCUGGUUCUAUCAAAUAUCUGUUUAAGUACAUUAAUAAAGGUGCAGACAGAGCUUCGCUUGUCGUGUCAAACAGAGAUGGUAUAGAAAAUGAAGAAAAGGGAAAGGAUGAGAUCAAAGCCUAUUAUGAUUGUAGGUAUGUUUCCGCCUGUGAAGCUUCUUGGAGGAUAUUUGCAAAUGAAGUUCACUACAGGUUUCCUCCAGUUAUGAGACUUCCUUUUCAUCUUGAAGGUCAACAAAAUGUUGUGUUUGGAGCUGAAGACGAUAUAGAGGUUGUUUUGGAAAAGCCAUCAGUCUCGUCUUCGAUUUUUCUAAAGUGGUUUGAGAUGAACAUAAAAGAUGAAGAAGCCCGCAAACUUACUUAUGUUGAGUUUCCUACUAAAUUCUGUUGGAAAUUAAAAGAUAGACGAUGGGCACCACGUAAAAGAAAACUGUUACAGCUCGGACGCAUUCAUUCGGUGUCCCCUGCACUGGGUGAACCGUAUUUUCUUAGAAUUCUGUUAAACAAAGUAAAAGGACCAAGAUCAUUUGAAGAAAUUAGAACGGUUGAUGGUCAGUUGUUUCCAACUUUCAGAGAUGCGUGUUACGCUAUGGGUUUGUUGGAUGAUGACAUGGAAUAUAUUGAAGCUAUCAAAGAAGCCAGUUUUGUGGAAGAUGGUCGUUCUACUCGUGCACUGUUUGUUACUUUGCUUUUGUCAAACACAUUAUCAAGACCCGAAUAUGUAUUUGAACAAACAUGGAAAUACUUGGGUGAUGACAUUUUAUAUAACAAAAGAAAAGCGACAAAAAACAAAGAACUUGUAAUGUCGGAUGAGAGAUUGAAGAAUCAAACAUUGGUGGAGAUUGAAAAAUACUUGAUUAGAAAUGGUUCGUCAUUGAAACGAUGGUCAACAAUUCCUUAUCCUGAUUAUGAUUCAUUUGCUGUUGGAAACAAUCGCUUGGUUGACGAAGAACUAUCUUUCGAUAUUCCUCAAAUGCAGAGCGAGUUAGUUACUCUAAAAUCUUCUCUAACUGAUGAACAACUCUCCGUUUAUAAUCAAAUAAUGGCAGCCGUUGAAGGUGAUAAAGGAGGUGUAUUUUUUUGUUUACGGCUAUGGAGGCACAAGUAA
Helianthus annuus (common sunflower) is the source of this 3441-nucleotide messenger RNA. RefSeq lists its product as uncharacterized. The transcript has 6 exons. The record is from RefSeq and is a predicted model, not a curated record. Lineage: Eukaryota; Viridiplantae; Streptophyta; Magnoliopsida; Asterales; Asteraceae. The coding region runs from base 1 to 3441 and encodes 1146 amino acids.